Messenger RNA from Uranotaenia lowii, 2880 nucleotides. It is a transcript of the gene lt, whose product is annotated as vacuolar protein sorting-associated protein 41 homolog. NCBI's taxonomy places the organism in Eukaryota, Metazoa, Arthropoda, Insecta, Diptera, Culicidae. Gene Ontology annotation, cellular component: late endosome; HOPS complex. Gene Ontology annotation, biological process: protein targeting to vacuole; vesicle-mediated transport; macroautophagy. The record is from RefSeq and is a predicted model, not a curated record. The transcript has 10 exons. Bases 176 to 2689 code for a protein of 837 amino acids. Gene Ontology annotation, molecular function: protein binding.
GUUGUAUGGAAAUGUUAUCAUCGAAAUUGUCGAUCCUUUAAUAAUUUUUAUUCGAGUCUUAUAUGAUUUUAUAAUCAUAGAAAUUGUUAAAAUAUCAAGGAAUAAAACCUGCUCAGUUGAUCUUGUUAACCUUGUUGACAUAAAAUUCGUGACCAAAACUUUCAACAUUUUCGGGAUGGCGGAUUUGGUAAAUGAUCCGGAAUCGGCAGAUUCCUGCAGCAUAACUGAGGAGGAAGUGGAACCGAAGCUAAAAUACGUACGCCUAGCCAACGACUUGAAAAACAUCCUCAGCGAGGAAGCAGUAAGCUGUAUCGCAGUGCAUUCCAGGUUCCUUUGUCUCGGUACACACUGGGGACGGAUUCACAUGCUAGAUCAUCAGGGAAACCGGGUAGAAACGUUGAUCAACCUGAAACAGAACCUUCACAUACUGUCGGUAAAUCGGAUUUCGGUGGACAGCGUGGGAGAACAUAUUGCUACUUGCUCCGAUGAUGGGAUGGUUAUCGUCAGUGGCCUCUACACGGAUGAAAAUAAUCAGAAACUGAACGUGGGCAAAGGGAUUAAGGCGGUGGAAUUGGAUCCAAUGCAUCACAAAUCCGGCUCGGGAAGAAAAUUUCUCAUAGGCGAUAAUAAGUUGGUGAUGUACGAGAGAACUUUUCUUAAAGGGCUUAAAUCGACCGUUUUGUGUGAAUCGGAAGGCACCGUUAGCGCUAUCAAGUGGAACAACCAAUUCGUAGCCUGGGCCAGUGCUUUGGGAGUUCACGUGUACGAUUUGAGCGAACGCUGUUCUCUUGGCCUGAUCAAAUGGGAAGAUCCGAAAGAAGGCAAACUGACGGAUUACCGGUGCAACCUAAGCUGGUCCAACGCAGCCACUCUACUGAUAGGUUGGGUCGAUACGAUAAGGAUAUGCGUUAUUCGGAAACGCAAUCCCGUGGAAGUUUCCACUAGAAAUCUUCCGGCACACAUUGUUGAUCCGAUGUCAACAUUCCAGACGGACUUCUAUGUGUGUGGGGUCGCUCCUUUGGAAAAUCACCAACUCGUGGUACUCGGAUAUCCGAAAGAAAGAGAUUCGGAAACGAAUGAGGCUUUACGUCCGAUUUUAUGUGUUCUGCAAUAUAAAGCCAGUGAUUACAUCGAAAUCUGUACCGAUAGUCUAUCUAUGAGAGGGUACCAAAAAUACAAAUGGGAUGACUACCAUUUGGAUUGCUUGAUAGAAGAGAACCAAUAUUUCAUAGUUUCUCCAAAGGAUGUUGUUGUGGCAAGUCUUUAUGAAACAGAUGAUCGGGUGCAGUGGUUGAUUGAACAUGGGAAAUUCGAACAAGCCAUGGAUGUGAUUGCCAAGAAUGGAGGCAAAUACUCCCUCAUUGCGGUGGCAAGGCUCUAUCUGGACCAUUUGCUCACCUUGGCGCAGUAUGAAGAGGCGGCCAAAUUGUGCCAGCGUGCCUUCAAGACCAACAAACAGCUCUGGGAGGAGGAGGUCUACAAAUUCGUGAAGGUAAAACAACUACGCUCGGUAAGUGACUAUCUGCCCCGCUCGGUGGAAUGUAGGCUGAAUCCACACGUGUACGAAAUGGUUUUGUACGAGUACUUGCAACUCGAUCCAGAGGGCUUUCUAAGGCUCAUCAAGGAGUGGCAACCGGGUUUGUACAACACCAAAGCCGUGAUCAACGCAAUAAACGAUCAUUUCAAUAAGAAGGAUGCCGAUGUAUUGCUGGAAGCUCUAGCGAUACUGUAUUCACACGAAAAGGAAUACGAUAAGGCGUUGAAGAUGUAUCUGAAAUUACAACAUAAAGACGUAUUUGAGUUGAUCAAAAAUCAUAAUCUUUAUUCCGUAAUAAAGGAUACGAUAGUUCAGCUGAUAGAACUGGACAGUGAAAAGGCCAUUACCAUGUUGUUGGAAAAGGACAAAAUUGCAGCUGAGGAUGUUGUCAGGGAAUUGGAAGAACAUGAAGAAUUUCUGUAUCGGUAUCUGGACGCUUACGACAAGAUCGAUUACUCUGGAAAGUUUCACUGGAAAUUGGUAUCUUUGUACGCAUCCUACGAACCCAGUAAACUAUUGCCAUUCCUGAAACGUUCGAAUAACUAUCCCAUUCAAGAGGCGUUUGAUAUUUGCAAGCAGCGACUUUUCUACCCUGAGAUGGUCUAUCUACUGGGUCGGAUGGGGAACACUCGAGAGGCUUUGUCCAUAAUCAUCCACAAACUAACGGACAUUCAGAUGGCGAUCGAAUUUUGCAAAGAACACGAUGAUAUGGACCUGUGGAACGACCUGAUCAACGAGUCCGUGGAGAAACCCUACAUAAUGACCAAGCUGCUGGACGGCAUAGCGGGAUUCAUCAACCCGGAACUGCUGGUGAACAAAAUAAAAAAAGGUCAAGAUAUUCCGGGACUCAAGAACUCCAUCAUCAAAAUGCUGUGCGGGUACAGUUUGCAGGUUUCGAUACAGGACGGGUGCAAUCAAAUCCUCGUUUCGGACUAUUUCGACAUGCACGAACGUCUGUCAAAAGUUCAGCACAGGGCACUGUGCGUAACCCCGGAAAACACCUGCGGCCUAUGCCGGCGCGAUAUCAUAGUUAAAGAUCAUCUAAGAACUGACGUAGUAGUAUUCAAUUGCAGGCAUUUUUUCCACGAAAACUGUUUACCGGACAAGUACAACGUAGACUUUUGUACGGUGUGCAAGUCGACGAACCAGUAACGUUGCGUCGCUGCUAGAGUUAGUGGUAGAAAAGAUAUAAUCGUGUGUAUAAACAAAUUCGUAACCGUUUAUAAUAUAAUGUUCCGUGAUCAGUUAAGCAAAAAACGAUUCUAUAUUUUAGCUUUUUGCUGUUUUUCUGUUUGAGAGUUUGCUUAUUUAUUUUUUUUUAUACAAAUGCGAUAAUAAAACAA